This is a messenger RNA of Bacillus rossius redtenbacheri, 7904 nucleotides long. RefSeq names its product F-box/LRR-repeat protein 20-like. Gene Ontology annotation, cellular component: SCF ubiquitin ligase complex. The transcript has 5 exons. Gene Ontology annotation, molecular function: protein binding. NCBI's taxonomy places the organism in Eukaryota, Metazoa, Arthropoda, Insecta, Phasmatodea, Bacillidae. The record is from RefSeq and is a predicted model, not a curated record. The coding region runs from base 68 to 652 and encodes 194 amino acids.
UGUUUGUGUAUGUUGUAACUGAAAAGUUCUGUAAUGAAAAGAUAUGUUUUGGUUAUUAAUAAUAUAGAUGUAUCGAAACUUUGUGAAGAUAAAGAGAACAAAGGGAAAGUCAUUUAUUAUUAAUAGCCAUAUCAUCCCGAAGCUAAUGUGCUUGAGAAAUACUAAGGAUGCGUACUUCAAGGGAGGUGGGAAGGCGUGGUGGUUGCCGGCUAGGAACAAGAAAGAGCGCUCUAGUUUGUCGGUGAACAGCGUGAAGCAAAGCUACAUGCAGCUGACGCGGGUGUUCUCUGAUGAUGAAGCACAGAUCAACAAGAAGCUGCCGAAGGAGCUUCUGCUCAGGAUCUUCUCGUACCUGGACGUGGUAUCGCUGUGCCGCUGCGCGCAGGUUUCGCGCGCGUGGAAUGUGCUGGCCCUUGACGGCAGCAACUGGCAGAGGAUAGACCUGUUUGAGUUCCAAAAAGAUGUGGAGGGCGAACCUCGGGGACCUAUCCAACCAGCCAGCCAGCCAGUCCGCCAGCCAGCCAGUCCGCCAGCCAGCCAGCAAGCAGGUCAGCCCUACUACUGGGAGACCGCAGAGCCAAACCAGCCGCAGCCCGUAAGUAGGCAUCAGACGAGGGACACUGGGAGCUACUUUCAGGGCAUCCCAAGGUGAAGGAGAAUCCUACCUACCCCUCUCAGGAACCUCCAGCCAGAAGUUACUCGUGCCAGUCAGGCCGCUCCCUUCUUAUUCAGGCAGCACAGUAAAGAUUGGACGCAGGGAGGGGACUCGCUCCAGCAAGAAGCAACCCUCACCUCGCGACAAUUAGUGGCGCCCAACGUGGGGCCAAUCCCUUCUCACUCAGGCAGCAAACUAAAAGAUUGACGCUUAAGGCCAUUCUGGAAGAGCCAGAGAAGAGCCACGUGACAGGUUGAUUGUGCAAAAGCCACUUAUUGUAAGUGAUAACAAACAGAAUAUUGUACAAGUAAUGGGGAAAAAGAGGGAUAGUACAUAACGUAGUAGUUAUCAACAUUAGGAAUGACUGACACCAUCAAUCUGACGUCUGGUUACAAAAUUACACUUUAUAAUGCAUGUUUCAAUCAUAUUUGAUUAAUACUACACCCAAUUCAGACUGAACAUUUAUAUGCAUUAGUUGAAUUCUAUCUCAUUCUGUAUAAUUUUAAAUAAUUAACAUUUAUGUGAUAGAAUCUUCAAACCCAAACCAUAAAGGUGAAUACUAAUUGGCAUAUCUCAAUAAACUUCUUAAUUUAGAGGCAAAUUUGUUAAACAUUAAUCUCACAGCAGAUGAUUAUAUUUUGUUUCUCAUCCUCACUAAACAUACGUAUUUGCAUUCUUUGUAUAUUUCAGAAGACCCAGCUUCAGACAGUUCUUGUGAGGAUGUUGCUCCUACUCUUCAGCCUCGAUGCUCUACUACAGCUGCUAAUUCACACAAAACCUUUAUUUUGUAUUUGGGUGUAUAAUUUUCAAGAGUCAAUUGCAUGCCAAAUAACAUAGGUAUAUUAUUAUUAAGUAAUAUAUUACAUACAAAGCAGACAAUUGUAUUGUUGCUUUAAGAAUUUCAUGUUUGUAUUAACUAUGGUAAUUAAAACCCAACAACUUAUUCGUAGCAGAUGUAGUAUUUUUUAGAGAUGGGUCGAGUUUUGGUUUAUCGAGUCGAGCCGAGCCGAGUUGGGUCAGAUUGACUCGACUCGAAAACCGAGUCACAUAUUUUAUCAAGUUCGAGACUCGAAACACGUUUCGAGUUAAGUACCAGCAUCGUGACAUUAUAGCACUUUAUUAUAGGUUGUCUUAACGUUUUCGCUUAGUCAUUAAUACAGUAAGAAAUGAUAAUGACCUUUAAACAAAACAAAUCCCGUGCAAACCUAACCUUGCCCGCUACCGUGCUACGGCGCUACAAUAGGUACAAGUGCAACCAAACCUAGGCCUACCUUCAUUUAUGAACGUGACGUCGUAACGUGAUUUUGUCGAUAGUGGCGACAGUUUAUAGGACAAAAUUAUGUCACAUGACCAUUUUAUAUAAAAAAAAAAGCUUGGAAAACAGCGUGCACUGUUUUCAUUUUGUUUUUCAUCCUGUGUUUACUUCAAAUACGGUACCGCAUUUGUUUACAAAAUACGUCAAUGGAUUUUCACUGAAGAAAAAUUUGUUGCAAAACGCACAUAUAUUAAUAAUCAUCACGUUUAUCGUGGCCUGUUUAUAACUCGUAUAAACAAGAGAUUUUCGUAACCUAAAAAUAAAAUCAUAAAAUAAUUAUAUUGUAAUAUUUAGUAAAUAACACCAAGCCGUGAUGCGUGAAAAUGUCUGCGUGUUAGGCCAGCCACCCUUGCAUUUUGGAACUAAAUUUAGUAGAGGUGUAAAAGUAACGAAAAAAUGUGUACCCGUAUGUAUUCGUUACUAUAACAAUCAGUACUCGUUACUUUCGUAUCGUUACUCGUUACUUCUGAUACCGCAUAACAUGGCACAUGCUAUGUUAUGUAACAGCAACGAAUCGAGUCGUAUUUCGUACGCGUACAGUAUGACGUCGCGUAAAUAAAAAUAAAUCGAAUAUAAACAAUUAAAAAUAUUUGAUAAUUAACAGCUUUUGUUAACCAAGAAACAAUUAAAUCUCAUUAGAGCGGCUUUAUUAUAAUAUAUCUUUUAAUAUAAGAACAUAAAACGUGAAAAUACUCGAUAAUAAAAAACAAAAACAUACAUAUUUAUAAUUUGUAAAAAAUACUUUCUUACGUUGUUUCUGUUCGAAUCUAAAACUUUGUCUACACACACAAUACCUUUAAUAAACAGUAAAAAACUUGGACGACGAAUUUCCAAAUUAUACUUUUAAUAAUAAACAAACAUCGUUCUUUGUAACGAAUAAGCGCGCGCAUGCGUAAAACAUACGAAAGAUGCGAGUAACGAAAUGCAUUUGUGUGUAACUUUUCGUUACUCGUUACUAGAUGCCGCACCCGUUACUUAGUAACGAAUACAUACGGUUUGCUACAGCUCUAAAAUUUAGCUGUGCUCCGCUACGCAGCGCUGCGUGUCAAUAACGUUUAGGAUAAAAUUACUUUAUUUUUGUUUGAAUAAAAUAUAAUAAUAACAACGCUCAUGCAUUUUUAUUUGGCAAUCAGUUACUGAUCACCAAAUCAAAUGCAUGAAAUAUUUAUUUAAAAACAUAUUGAUAUUCUUGUAGUUGUAACAAGUUCCGGGUGAAUAAUCUUGCCGCGGAAAGUGUAUUUACAUUGAGAAUGUGACAAUGUGACAAGGCCUACAUCCCUUGAGCUGUUUGUUCAUGUGGGGAUCUGCCGGUGAAUCGGGAAAAAAAAGUUACGUAACUCGGGAAGCCUUAUUUCCACAGAAGAAAGAGCCAAACUCCCGAUCGUACAUCUUCGUUUUCUUUUUGUUCAUUGUAAAUAAAAAUGGCGGUGUUGAUAAAAGGAAAUAUCAUAAACAAGGCAACAGUAUUUAUUUGUACGCCGCCAUAUUUUUCGUUUGCAGUGUGUCCGUGAAUGUUUAUUUUGGACAACUCAUGAUAAUUAUGGUCAAUUAGGUUAGAUUCGCUACAUUAUAAAUACUUUAAAACAUUGUGGACGGUUGAUAUGGUUAGGAUAGCUACAUUAAAGAUACUGUGAAAUCAUGUUGAAAUAAAGCUUAGUUUUUUAUAUUUAAAUAACAAUGAUUUGAAUUAAUCAUUUAAAAUAUUUAAAUAACAUAAUGAUUUGCUAAUUAAUCAUUUAAAAUAUUUAAAUAAUGCAGAUGCAUCUUGGAUACACAAUUUUUAUAUUAAUGGGUGUAGUAAUAUUUUAUUUAUCAUAUUCGAUGCAAAAAAUUAUAAUAUUAUGAAACUCGAACUGACUCGACCUCUUCAAAAAUUAUGUGACUCGAACUCGACUCGACUCGAAAUAUGAAUUGCUAAACUCGGCUCGACUCGACUCGAAGCCAAAAAACCUCAACUCGUCCAUCUCUAGUAUUUUUCAUAUAUUAUUUUUCAUCACACACGCAUGAGUCAUCAACUUACCUACCCAGUGGCCAUAACGAUGUUUCACUUUACGUAAAGUUGGUGAAUGAAGCAUUGUUAAAUACAUGCAACAAUGUUAACACCAUUAAGAGAAAAUGGAGGUAAUUCAUAUGGUUUAGGUCCUGACCUUCAUACCGAAGUUAAACUAUUUAUCUUUGCCCCAAGUUUUGAAUGUUAGUUUUUAACCUUUUGUAUCCUCUGUGUGAAUGAUGGUUGGUUAUGUUCAGAUCUGUUUUAACGAAUGACAAGAUUAGGAUAGUGUGUUAAUGUACUAGUUAUGUAACAAAGUGAACACUUCGCCAACUAAUUUCAGGAGCUGUGCGGAUUGCUGCACCUACGGCAACCGAGAGAGAUAUCUGUGUGAUAAUCUCAAACUGGAUGAAGCAUGCAAAAACCCGACAAGAAAGAAGUAGGUAAGAAAUUUUUUUGGAGUUAUUUGGUUUUAUGCAAUGCCAACUAUACCUAACCCAAAAUUUUUGGUCUACAUACAUUUUUUUAGAGAUUGCUUUCUGAAGAAUAAAUGCAUCUAGGGUAACCUGGUUCCACAAAUUAAUGUUCCAAACCUCUGAAGUAGCAGCUAUCAAUUUCUGGUAUAUCUGAUAAAAAUUAAGUUGUUCCCUGCUCAUUUUUUGUUCAAACUUACAGUAAUACGGUAUAGUUUUUGCUUUUAGAAAACAAGUUCGUAUGUACAUACCGCCAAACCCCUGUACACAAACAUGUACUUGAUGAAACUAAGAUUUUCCAUUUUUAAAUUACUCGGAACGUUAUUCCAGGAAUUAAUAAUAGGGCGCCAGAGGUAAUCAAGAAGUAACAACAAAAUAACACUAUCAAGACUUAUUUUUAUUGUUUUAACCAAAAUGAGAAACCUUGAGUCAUGGAAGUAAUAAACAAACAAACAAAUAUUAAAUACAGUCUAUGGGAUGUCGUAGAUAACCUAACUCUUGAAUAAAAUAAAAUAAAAUAAAUAAAGUUCCUGAAAUUGUUCACUGAGUAUAAAGUUUUGGGGUUUUGCUCCGGCUUGCUCGAGCAUGAAACGGCUAACCUAAAGACUUCUGGACUUGUGUACAUAUAUUUUGUGCUAAUGUGAGUAAAUUUGCCGAUAAUCGCCGAAAGUCAGUAUUCAACUAAUUUGAUGAUAAUCCAAAGUUUAUACAAUUACAGUUCGCAUACGUUGACGGUAAAAUUUACGUCAAUUUUAUUAUAUAGCGAUGAUGCAGACCAUACCUUAACUCUGGAUAAUUAAGGUCGUUCGUAAAAUACGUCGUCACUCACGUGAAUUGAAUGCGAUUCUUCUGCAUUCAAUUACAGGGCGUCAAUUAAUAUUGCCCAGUAUUUUGACGUAAUUUCCAGACCAAUAACGCCGAAAUUAGCAUCGCCACGAAUAAAAUAUUCCCAGAGGGAAUACACUACCACACGCACUAAAUGGCGUCAUUUUCCACUUUUUUCCUUCUCUCUUGCCGAAAUUAAAUUGUUAAUUGAAAAGGGCCAAUCACGGCCGCGACACGUUAGCGUCCUUUUUAAUUAGGCCAAUGAAAUGUCAAUAUUACUCAAGCAUAGGCUCGUUAAAGCUGUUCCAAACGCCGCGCGAUUAUUUAUUUUAGCAGUUGUCAUGACGACGCAGCACGAGCUGCGCGUGCCGCCAUGCGUGAAACAAUUAAAACACUGCCGAAAGUAUCGGGAAGCGGUAUUAAGGGGACCGGGAAUGCCCUAUCUUGACAGUGUUAAAAUUAGCAUCUUAAUGUCCCAUUUUCUGAGGAUCCUUUUGUCACAGCAUGUUGAAAUUUUUUUUACGUAUUCAUGAAGCCUUAUUUAUGGAAUAGACAUAAGGAAAUUGUAUUGUGUUGUGGUAUAAUUGGGGGGGGGGGGGGGGGGAAAUAUUUAGCAUUUAAAAUUUUUUUUACAAAAUUUUAUCAAAAUUUUUUGCAAUAACAUUUUUUCUAAUUAAUUUAGAAAAAUAAUUUUGUGUUAAAAGUCGCAUAAUCAUACUAGCAAUUUAUGUUCCAAGUUUCAUUAUUCUAUCUCGAAUAGUUCCUGAGAAAAAGGGGCAUUUGCAGAGAUGAUAAAUACAGUAAUUACAAUUUUCUCAGUGUUAGGUACAUUAUUUAUUGCUUUAGAUAUUAAUAUACAUAUGAUGUGUGUUUUGUAUACUGUAUAUAGCAGUUGCAUCAAGUUUUUAGCUUGCUACCAACUUGCAUGCCAUUCUGUGAAAACUGCAUUUAAGAAGUCGUAUCUUUUAAUAGAUAUAAAAGAACUUUGUAUAGUUAGAUUUUUUGUGAUUGAGUAGUAUUUUUAUAGUUAAUUUGUGAUAGUCAUUGUUGUAGCCAAUUCCAUGGUUGACCUGCUAAUUGGGUGCUCCACUUGAGGAAAUCAAGAUGUUAUAACUAUGCAGUGUUUUAUAGUUUCUGAAAAAUUGGUUUCACCAGAAGACCUGGUAAUCCCAGCAAUAUUUUUAGCCUCAUUUGCAAGGGAUCGUGUUCUAACAUAUUAUUUUUUGUUUGGGCCAAAUUUUUAGUUUAUCAUUUUUAAAAAAAUUUUCCCUGCAAAAGUUUAACUUAAGUAAUUAUGGUAUGCCAAUUCAAACACUGGCAGUUCAUUAUAAUAGGAGCAACCAUACCCUGACCCAUAGGCGUGCCUACAGGGGGGCCAGGUGGGCCAUGGCCCCCCUAAUGUAAUCACUCAGAUCUGCAUUUUCUCUAAUGCGUUCGUUAAUAUUUGUAUAUUCCUGGCACUGUGACACUCAAACUGUUUUUCAGUGUUGCAGCGUGCUAAUUAACAAUAUUUUUAAACAUUUUAUCGUUCUGGAAAUACAGCCACCUUUGUUUAUUUAAAACAAGAGGUCCCUUAAAAUGGCCAAGCAAAAAAAUAUAUAUAUAUAAAGAGGUUUGUUAAAUUUCUAUUGUCUGAAUUGCUGUGUUUGCAUUCACUAAAAAGAAGUUCAUUUCAAGGCAGAUCUGGACCAAGCUAUUGGGAAAUUUGAGGGGGAGGGAAAAUGUGUAAGUACCCUUUAAACAUUGUCUAUGGAAAAAAAAAAACAUAUUUUCAAGAUUGUUAAAACUAUACGGAUAUAAAUAUUAAUUAGUAAACAUAUCUCGUUGAUACUGCACAAAAAUAUAAACACGGCAAUGAGUGAAUGUAUUUAGGCUAUUUAACAUUCUAAAUUCAGCUUCUGAUUUAAAAAUUUAGCAGGGCCCCCCCUAAUGGAAAUUCUGGGCAUGCCUAUGCCCUGACCUUAAAGUAGUAGAAGAGCUGUAAUUUUAAUUUACUUCCAGUAAAACAAUUUUUGUUUAUACUAAAUAUGCGAUAAUUUAAUUUCAGAUAGUUAGUAAAUCAUAGUGAUUGAAAUAUUAACUUGUAAUUUAAUUACGAAGUACUCUAAAGAAUGAUCAGUAUACCAACGUGAUGAUAAAUUUCAAACAUCCAGUCACUUGUCUGCAUAUGGUGUAUGUAUAACUAAACAUAAUUGAAAAUUAAUUCCAUAAAAUUAUUGCAGACUAGGGUUUAGAAUUUUUCCACCAUUUAAUUUAAACACGAAAAACAUUUAUUUUGAACUGCAUCAUUAUAUUGUUGUUGAAAAACAGCUGUUACCUUCCUGCAAUUUACAUUGCUUUUCUGUAGUUCCAGUCACUAUUUUUUUUUUUUUAUACACACACACACACGUGUCUAAUUUAGAUAAGAUGGAAAAGUCAUUCAUAGGUGCUAUGUAGUCAUUUUCAGUGCUCAUUGUUGGUUACUAUGGAAUGAAACUGUUCAAAGUGGUAUAAUAAUACACUGUCUCUGCAUUGUACAGAGUAUAAAAAUGGCCGGAUUUGAAGAUGUGAAUUGGUUUAUAAAAUUAUGAUAUUAAGUUGUGAAAGAUUUUUAAUGAAAUUCUGACUUUGUGACUUUUUUUGUUAAUCUUUACAGUGAAAUUCUUU